GAUAACAAUGGCUGGCGAGCGGAGAGGAGUUGGGGAAUUGUGAGGGUGAGGGAGGGGGAGUGGGCGCUCGCGAUUCCAGGUGGCCGCUGGGACAGGAUUCCCCCCAAAUGGCGGAUUUCGUCGUGCAGCGGCACAGCGCCGUGAUGGAGCGCCUCCGCCGGCGGAUUGAGCUGUGCCGGCGGCACCACGGCUCCUGCGAGUCCCGCUUCGACGCCGUGUCCGGAGAGCGGCUGGAGAGAGAGCGGCAGCACACCUUCCAGCUCCACCAGCGCUGCCUGCAGGCCAAGGCCAAGCGAGCCGGCAAGCACCGGCAGCCGCCACCGGCAGACACGGGGGCCGGCAGGGGGAGCCAGGCCGGCACCGGCAGCAUGGACAGUGCGGACACCGGGGGGGCAGCCGGCAACGGGGAGCAGUGCAGGAACAGCACCCUGAUCGCGCAGCUCCAUGAAACUGUUAAACGAAAGUUAGACAAUGCAUCUUCACCACAAAAUGGGGAACAACAGAAUGGCUAUGGAGACAUGUUUUCUGUGCCCAAGAAACUUAGGCAUGAUGAUGGACUUACAGGAGUAAUUGGGUCUUCAAAUGGGAUUCCUCCUGGCUCACCUCUUCAUCAGCUGGACAGCAAACCUCCAAAUGGAGACUCUUUGCAGCUCAAUGGAAACCACUCAAUUGGACUAGAUGGAGUUAAUAAAAAGUGUCUUUCAGAUGCAGCUCUGCAGCUUAAUGGUGAUGCGGAUGAGUUUUCCCUUUGCUUGGGGAAAGAGAUGAAGCAGGAGCCAGUGGAUGAUCUACCGUGUAUGCUUUCAGCCGUUGGUGGUUCCAUGUCUCAGAAUAACUUACCCGAUUUAAAUCUAAAUGAGCAGGAAUGGAAAGAACUCAUAGAAGAACUAAACAAAUCUGUACCCGAUGAAGAUAUGGGUGACCUUUUCAGUGGAGGUUUUGAAGACAAAAAAGACACGGAUGCCUCAAACUCAGCAACACAGACUCCCCUUGCUCAAGAUAUUCAUGUAAAGAGUGAGUUUUCUCCAGCAUUUGAGCAGGAGUCCAUUGGAUCUCCACAAGUGAGGUCUGCAUCAUCGGGUCCCUAUAUUGGAAACUCUUCAGUGCCUGGCAGUGCAUCACCGGUAGUAGGUGGUAAUCACACUGUGUUCCAGCCAUCUGCUCAAACGGUUACGGAUUCUACCAAUCAGACUAUGAUGCAAUCUACUAACCAAGCACCAAAUGUGCAGAGAUCUCUAUCCAAUGUAUUAAUGCCUGGACAAGCAGCUGGAAGUGCCAAAGAAAUGUCCUCUGCGCACCAACUUCAGCAGAUAGCAGCUAAACAAAAACGGGACCAGUUAUUGCAGAAUCAGCCACAAGUUCACCAAACCAGUCAGAUGACGAGUUGGCCACAGUCUCGUUCCUCUCAGAGUCCUCUUGGAGUUCCGUACAACAUGGAGAAGCCAACCAGUCCUUCUCUUUACCAACAAGACUUUAACAAUCAGAAACUAAUGAUGCAGAACAUGAACAAGAGUUCUCCACGUAGUGCAAGUAAUUACAUGCAGGCAAACCAUGUAAACAUGAUUGGUCACAAGCCGCCAAAUAAUAUAAACCCUGCUCAGGUUCCGGGCCCAAAUUCUAUGCUGGACUAUGGCAACACAAAACCCCUGUCCCAUUUUGAGGUGGACUGUGGUCCAGGGGUAACAGCAGCACAGAAUCAGAGCAAAACGGUUAUGCUGACAUAUCUUCAGCAACGCCAGCAGCAACAAUUGCCUCAUAUGACUGAGGAGCAAAAUCAAAUGUUCAUGAUGAAGAGAAAAGCUGGAAUUCCUUAUAGGCCUUUAGUACCACAUGGCCAGGACCAGAACUCACAACCUGGUGUUCCCCGUCUUCCUGUUUCGUCAUCAGGACCAGGUGUGGGCACACAACCAUCAGCAGUCACUAUGGCUGGUAACCACAAUAAUGGCUACCUGAACAGCCAGCAGCAAGCGGUAAUGAAGCAGCAGUUAAUGAUGGAGCAGAAGCAAAGGGAGCAGAAGCAGUUACUAAUGGAACAAAAGCAGAGGGAGCAGUACCACUUAAUGGGACAAAGACAGCAGCAACAACUAUUGGCUGAACAGGAAAAGCAGAGACACCAACAGGAGCAACAAUUACAGCGGCAUUUGACCAGACCUCCACCUCAAUACCAGGAUCAACCUCAGAGCGCAUAUCCACAGCAACAAAUUGGUCCUUUUCCAGGGUCUUCUUCAGUGAUGCCUGCAGUAAACAAUCUGAAUCAUCCCUCCUCUGGAAGUCCACGUAUGUUUUCACAGGCACAGCCAAUAAUUCAGAUUGGUGGUGGACAUGCAUCUGUGCCACAGUUGCCAUCUGGUUCGAACUCCCAAGACAGGGCUGUUAAACAGUACCCCAAUUUGCAGAGCGUGCAGCGAGGUGCCUUGUAUAACAUGGGAUCUGGUAUUCCACAAAUGGUGCCAAAUCAUGGAGCUCAAAAUAACAUACCUAAUGGACAGCCUCAAAUUCAGAGGUCAACAAGUAUGGGUCAAGGAAACAGUCUUCCUGCUGGUUAUGGACAGAAUCCUAUGGGAAAUGCUGGCUUGCAACCUCAGCACAGUAAAGGAGGAAUGAAUCCUGCGCUGUCUAAGGCUCAACUUCCAAGAAUGCCUGCAGCAAUGGUUUCACAGAACCCUGUGUGGCAGCAUCAGGGCAUGCAAAAUAUAAAUAACCAGGCUCAAGGAAAUAAUGUCUUGGGUGCAUUUACAGCUGCCAAUGCUGGAUUUCAUCUCCAGCAGAAUCAUCACAAAAUGGCAAACCAACAGUUUGGACAAGGCUUGUCACAGGUUGGCCUUGGGGCUAAUCGACCUAUGACAUCAAUAAACACGAACGUCCCUGGUCAGAUGAUACCAAAUCUGACAACCCAACAAAGGACAAAUCCUGCUACUCAACAGUCUGCACCCAACCAGCAGGUAUUACAAGUGAUGAACCAAGCAGUGCCAGAACUGGCACCCUUUAGCCAAAAUCCUGGUCAGCAAAUGAGUAAUCGAGCUGGUCUUCAUUGUAACCAGAAUUACCAGGUGAGAUCGACAAGUCAGGAACUGCCGUUUGGGUAUGGCAGUCAGUCUGGAAAUGGUGCAUUACAGAAUUUAUCUGGGGAUGCUGAUUUGUUGGACUCUUUAUUAAAAAACAGGACUUCAGAAGAGUGGAUGAAUGAUUUGGAUGAGCUGCUGGGGAAUCAUUGAU
This is a messenger RNA of Pelobates fuscus (common spadefoot toad), 3216 nucleotides long. It is a transcript of the gene MAML1, whose product is annotated as mastermind like transcriptional coactivator 1. The record is from RefSeq and is a predicted model, not a curated record. Lineage: Eukaryota; Metazoa; Chordata; Amphibia; Anura; Pelobatidae. Bases 108 to 3215 code for a protein of 1035 amino acids. Gene Ontology annotation, biological process: positive regulation of transcription of Notch receptor target; Notch signaling pathway. Gene Ontology annotation, cellular component: nucleoplasm; nuclear speck. Gene Ontology annotation, molecular function: transcription coactivator activity. The transcript has 5 exons.